AGGGACUUUGACGUCAGCUGGAGGCAGAGUCUGUGGCUGAGUCCACACAGCCAAAGGCCUGUGAGAAUCCGGUGGAUGCUGGCCGCCGCCGCCACUGCUUCCCCGGGGCUGCAGAGCAUGGACUGUUAAAUCUUGUACUUCUUCUGUGUGAGCUGAAUUCUUGCUGCCAGGAUGGGGAAACAGAACAGCAAGCUGCGCCCAGAGGUCAUGCAGGACUUGCUGGAAAGCACAGACUUUACAGAGCAUGAGAUCCAGGAAUGGUAUAAAGGCUUCUUGAGAGACUGCCCCAGUGGACAUUUGUCAAUGGAAGAGUUUAAGAAAAUUUACGGGAACUUUUUCCCUUAUGGGGAUGCUUCCAAAUUUGCAGAGCACGUCUUCCGCACCUUCGAUGCCAAUGGAGAUGGGACAAUAGACUUUAGAGAAUUCAUCAUAGCCCUGAGUGUGACAUCGAGGGGCAAGCUGGAGCAGAAGCUGAAAUGGGCCUUCAGCAUGUAUGACCUGGAUGGAAAUGGCUACAUCAGCAAGGCAGAAAUGCUAGAGAUUGUGCAGGCGAUCUAUAAAAUGGUUUCCUCCGUAAUGAAAAUGCCUGAAGAUGAGUCAACUCCAGAGAAAAGGACGGAGAAGAUCUUCCGCCAGAUGGACACCAACAGAGAUGGAAAACUGUCCCUGGAAGAGUUCAUCCGAGGGGCCAAGAGUGACCCGUCCAUAGUGCGCCUCCUGCAGUGUGACCCCAGCAGCGCCGGCCAGUUCUGAGCCUGCACCCCAAGAAUCGUAGAGCUGCUUGUGUUCCUUUUUGAUUUUUCUUUUUAACAAUUUUUUUUUUUUUUUUGCCAAACAAUAUUGACGGUGAUGCUGUUCCCCGUGCGUUCAAUGCACCUUCCUCCGUGAUGCCCGCCCGCCUUCAGCUUCCUUUGUCGUGGAUGCUUCAUGGGGCUGCCCCGAGCCCCAGCGCACUUGUGGAGAGCAUGGACAGUGCUGUCAUGCACAGACUUUGUGGUGUUCGUUGUUCUGAUGAUUUUUAAUCAUUAUUAUUGUUUUCUCUUGAUUCUAAUGUCUCUAUUCCAAAACUGAAGACUCGGGGAGGCAAGAGAAGGGAAAUCAAUCCAGUGCAAUGAUGCUAUUGCAAGCUGCAAGGGGCUUGUUUGAAAAACAAAACCCCCCCCCCCCCUCCACACCACCCCCGGAUCUGCUGUCACACAUGCCCUAGGGAUGAUGUCACCAGAUUCGGGAUCCCCAAGGACAAGGAACCCUCAGGAGCCAGGCUAUUAAUGGGACCUGGGGAAUUCCCCCUGCAGGCCCGCUCCCCCCCUCCCCCCAGCAGGCUGUAGUUUCUAAGCUGUGAACAUUUUAAGGUAAAUUAAAAGUGGAGAGGGAAAAGACGGCUCAGCUAUUUUUUCACAGGUUUACACUAGUUGAGCUAAGAUGAGUUUCUUUGGAAAUUUAAACACAAAUGGUAACUUAUAUUCCAAGACCAGACCCAUCUUGUCGCCUCUUGUGAUUUAAAAAAAAAAAAAAGAAGAAGAAGAAUGCUGUACAUAAAAUAUUGGGUAUUGCAGACCAAAUUAAGUGUUUUGCCUUGUUUAAAUGAAACGCAUGUUUAGUGAGCACUAAUCCCAUCUUAUUACAGAAGACUGUUUCUAGUAGCUUAUUGUGAAGUAAGCCAACUAUAACGAAUGUCUAUGUCUUGUUUUAAAGUCAUAUCUGUCUUUGCACAAAUGCACCCAUCAACAGGUAUAUUUUAUAUAUUCCAGAAAAGUACAAGGUAACCAUGACUCGGGCCCAAAUUUAAUGUUGAAUGUUUUUCCAGAGUAGCAGUGCCUGGAGAAUAGAAGCAGGUUUAAAUGAGACACGUCAAUUCGAGCACCAGAAGGUUAAUACUUAUGAGAUGAUGGUUUGCCCACCCAGCCCAGCAGCGCAUUGGUAAUAUUACAUUGGAGGUGUGGUGCUUUUCUGAGCAGAUCAAUAUUCUGGACACCCCCCCUCCCACCACCACACACACACAAACACACACACACACACACACACACACACACACACACACAGUCGCAUCAAGUCUCAGGACUUCCCAAUAGUUUGAUCCACAUGAAUGGUUAGGGAGCCGUAUCUGGGAUGGUGACUUUCCAUUCCCCAAGUAGCCCAACAGAGAGUCAGAGGUCGGGCAAUCAUCUGAUUCACCAUGAAGAAGGCAUGGGCACGUGCAUCUGUGACUUCCAAGGCCCACCAUGGAAAAUCCAAAAGUGUUCCCCCUCACUGUGUUCUUUGAAUGCCAAUUUCUAUUUCUAGAAGUGACAACACAAAUCUGAGUUGCUGUUCGGUCUGGUGACCUCAUACACACUGAUUUGAAUUAAAAGCUAAGAGUUAAAAUUGCUGGUCUUAAGGAAGUAUUUUCAUAAGCAGUAGGCACGAGGAAGCUCAAACAUCCAAGGGUGUAGAUGGGGAGAACCUGUCCCAAGGAAAGGCAGAGAGGUCCCCAUUGGGUCUGCUGCUGCCGCACUACUUCCCGUAAGCUAAGAACCACAGCAAGGUAGACAUUAUAGCCACUAGGAAGAGGUUGCUGAUUAUAAUCUCCAGAUUCUUGCCCAUCACUUGAGUCUCUCUUAACGUGUAGCAAAAAUCCAAAUUUGUGUGGUUGACCAAAAUGAGCCAGCUUUACAGGGUGAAAUUUUGAGAACUCAAUAUGAUAAAAUAAUCUUACUCUUCCCCUGAGUGUCAGUUUCUCAUAGUGGUUUUAUACUGAGACUUGCCCAAGUUCCUCCUUGGUUCAAGUGGUAAAAUCUGGGAAUUAAGACAUGGAGUGCAGAGCGGGCAAGGGAAGCCCGAGCCUCUAUCAGUAGUGUUCAGGAGGUGCCUCCCACUUAUUCCUGCUCUCGAUUGAAGACCCAAUUCCUCCUUUUAGUUCUCCUUAGAUGGUGGCGUCAUGUUUGGGAAACUCACCUGGACUCUGCCCUUGGCGGUGACAUCUUGCUGAGUCAGACUCACUCUGUUCCCUAGAACCUAGAACUGGAGGAGCAGGGAAGAGGGUCUCUAGCUGUUUAGGAAAGAAACAGAGCCAGACGCGUGGCUAAAAACACCCCCAUGCCGGGGGUGUACAGAAAAGCCCUGGUUCUGGCCUGCCAUUGACCUUGUCUGUAUUUUCUCAAAGAUUGUUUUUCUUCUCCUCAUUCCCGGGAAGGUCAUUCUAUGUCUAAUCCAGUGCACUCAAGCUUGGCUAAGGGACUCUGCAGCACCCAGAGGGCUGGAUGCCUAAAGGUUUAUGUCACUCCUGGGCUGGGCUGUUCAUUGUCAUUGCUGUGUUGCGGGACCUCUGGAAAUGGAGUCUGUUCUGCCUGAAAUCAAGCCAGCCUGUGAUGUUCAAGGGACUGGAAUAAAGUGGCUUACAACUUGAA
This is a messenger RNA of Hipposideros armiger (great roundleaf bat), 3386 nucleotides long. RefSeq names its product neurocalcin delta (gene NCALD). NCBI's taxonomy places the organism in Eukaryota, Metazoa, Chordata, Mammalia, Chiroptera, Hipposideridae. The transcript has 4 exons. The coding region runs from base 172 to 753 and encodes 193 amino acids. The record is from RefSeq and is a predicted model, not a curated record. Gene Ontology annotation, molecular function: calcium ion binding; actin binding; tubulin binding. Gene Ontology annotation, biological process: calcium-mediated signaling.